This is a messenger RNA of Penaeus chinensis, 8592 nucleotides long. RefSeq names its product putative inactive tyrosine-protein kinase Wsck (gene Wsck). The transcript is spliced from 4 exons. Gene Ontology annotation, molecular function: transmembrane receptor protein tyrosine kinase activity; protein binding; ATP binding. Gene Ontology annotation, biological process: cell surface receptor protein tyrosine kinase signaling pathway; multicellular organism development; positive regulation of kinase activity. The record is from RefSeq and is a predicted model, not a curated record. Gene Ontology annotation, cellular component: signaling receptor complex. The coding region runs from base 99 to 2378 and encodes 759 amino acids. Lineage: Eukaryota; Metazoa; Arthropoda; Malacostraca; Decapoda; Penaeidae.
CGUGAGUGUUUGGUCGAGACAGGUGUGGUUGUUUUGUAUUUUGGGAAUUUUUUCCCACGCUCAUGGAGGUUAUUUGAGAUGCUUUAAACGCCACGAAGAUGGGUGCAGUGUUCUACCUGGCAGUAGCUCUGGCUUUCUGCUGUUUAAUCUCAGCAGCUGAGGAUUUGUAUCCUGUAGGCUGCUUUACGGGGGAUGCAAAGAGUCGUGAUACCAUGUUUCGGGCUCCUGCUGAAAUAAGUGGCACCAGCGUGGAUGCAUGUGUUGAAGAAUGUAAAAAGAAAUUUAUGCGAUAUGCAGCAUUGUAUGAAGCAAAAAGCUGUUAUUGUGGAGAUGGAAUUCAUGGCAGUACAACAGAUCAGUGUACUUCUCCUUGUUCUGCAAAUUCAACUCAGAUAUGUGGUGGGCCAGGAGCCAUGAGCAUUUUCGAGGCUGGCAAGGGUAUUUUAAGUGCUCCCAAAUCUCUUACACAAGUUGACAGUGAAUCCACUAGUUUACAUAUAAAUUGGGAGCCACCAACAGGAGGCCUGUCAGAUAUUCUACACUACCGUGUUAGUGCAGUUCCAGUGUAUACAUAUAGUGAAAAUGACCCUCCCAGAUCACUGCAGUGGGAAUUUUCUUCUCAUAUCAAAACUGCAUGGCUGCAAGGAGUCCAACCAGGCACCAGAUAUCUUGUUGAAGUGAGAGCUGUGUCUGAAUCAGGCCUUGGCUAUCCCAGGUCUCUGGAAAUGUGGACUAAAGUGGGAAAGCCAGAAACACCUCCAAUGCCUCAGAUAAUAAGCCAGACCUCCUCGACAAGAACUGUUGAGCUGCAGUCAGUACCUCCAACAAAUGGUCCAAUAUCUGCAUACCAAGUAGUGGUAGUGGAUGAAACUGUUCAUGUACAACUUCAGCCUCAUUUGCUGACAGAUUACUACUCAGCUAUGAAUAAUAGCAUACCAUUCUAUAUUACAGCUGAAUUCUCUCCUGAUAAUUUUAUGAGAACCUUCAAAGUUGGAGACAGAAAGAUGUAUGGGAAGUACUACAAUGCACCAUUAAAACCAGAUAUUGAUUACCACAUUUUGCUUGGUGUACUGAGCACCAUAAAUGAAACAAAGGCAGCUUAUUCUAUGUCCAAUCACGAGCAGCAUGAAAGCACUGUCUUCGAUUAUGAAAGUGACUCCAUGGAAACCAAGAUGAUAACUCAAACAAAUGAACAGUUAGCCAGGAGCCAAAAGACUGUUUUAGGGUUGUCAAUUGCAAUUGGUUUGUGUGGGUUCCUCCUUGUGGCUUCCAUCAUUUUGUAUGUAGUUUUGAGGGUUGUGGUGAAGAAAAAUCGGAUGCGUUCGGCAGAGAACCAAGAGUUGGCUGUCCAUGAACAGGAGCCCAAUGAAGACUGUGAGAAUGGCUAUUCAGUGGGUGCGCACUAUGUGGAUGAGGAAGCUCCGACACUUGACCAUUAUCGCCAGCUGAAAGAACGAGUUUGGAUCAUUCCCCAUCAAGGGCUUAACAUUGUUGGGGAUAUUGGGACUGGCAAGUUUGGGGAUGUAAGAAAGGGCAUUGUGAUUAACAAGGGGAACCAGGCAAAUGUGCUAGUUCACAGAAUAGCUGAUGACAACUUGGACAAGAAUUCAAAGAGCCAGAUGCUCCGGGAGUUUGAUGCCCAUGUGCGCAUCAACAAAAACCCACAUAUCAUCUCCCUUGUUGGUCUCAUGGAGGAGUUUAAUGUCAUUUCUGUGGCCUUUGAGUAUGAAACUUCAACGCUCAAAUCACACCUUGUUGGAAGUCGAGCAGUUCAGCACUACCCAGUGUAUGCAGAGAAAAAUCGCAGGUUUUCCACACUUCCAGAGGGACAGGCCCUUGAAAUCCUCCUUGGUGUUGCACGAGGCAUGAAUCAUCUUGCCUCACUAAAUGUUACCCAUGGUCAGCUCUGUGCCAGGAAUGUUGUGUUGAUAGAUAGCAUACGUCCAAAGGUCACUGGGUUUGGACUCCUCCAUUAUCAUAAUGACUUGUAUGUACCUGAGUAUAAACGCUGGCACGCUGAGGAAACACUCCGGUCCAAGGUGUCUGUUCCUAAGAGUGAUGUUUGGUCUUUUGGUUGCUUGAUGUGGGAAGUGGCCACACUGGGGGGGACGCCCUAUGCAGAUGUAAAGACCGAUGAGGUUCCUGGCAGGGUUAUGCGAGGCCUGCGACUACCACAGCCUCAAUAUGUUGGUGAUGAGCUCUAUCAACUGAUGCUGAAUUGCUGGCAGAUGGACCGUGAUGAGCGACCUACUUUCCAAGAGCUGGAGGGCAACCUACAAAGCCUGCUCAAUGAUGAUGUUACACCACAUCUUCUCUUCUCUUUGUAUCCAUCAUUCCAGUAUGAGCACUAUGCCCCCCAUCUUGAAUUUAUUGAUUAGAACUAUAAUGUACCUCCUUCGUUGGUAUAACUGUCAUCCAUGCUCAUCUCUAUGAGCAAACAUCUGUCUUGCCAGAACUCACAUGCUUGAACAUGUGGCAGAUUUCUAGGUGAUUAGGUAAAUCAAUGUUGUUCAGAAUUCUUGUGGCCAAUUAAUUGAUACGUGUGCCAAUUAAGCAGUAUUGUUAUGCACAUGUUUUUCAAAGCACAAAUUUUGAAAAUUAAUAUUUGUUUUUUAGAAAUAACUUAUGAAAUUGGUAACCUAUGAUCUCCAGUCCAUUCCACUAGAUAUAAACCAGAUUCUUGUUUAUAUUGCUCAAGAUUCCCUUGAUACUUUGUAGCACAAUAAAUGCUUCUAGCAUUUUCCUAGAGAAGUUUAGGCUAUUUUUUUUUUUUUUUUUUUUUUUUUUAUGAAUGGAAAACUUUUGCUUAGUGAUGAUUAAGAAUGUAAAAUCAGGAAUAGAUUGCAAAUUAAUUACAGUGCACUCUCUGGUGUCUUUUCAUAGAGGAAGAUCUGACAGUGGGAGUAAUUUUAUUUUUAGUGUGAAGGAUAAUGUAAAAAGGAGAAUCUCCAGUUAGUGUGAUAGUUUUAUCAGAAGUGUCUGCUAAAGAGUGUGCCAAAGGUUUUAGAAAUUCCUUUUAGAUACUUAAGAAGUUCCUAGGUGAAAAUGAAAUGACUUGGUAGGCUUAUUUUUCGGGUUACAGUGUUUAGGAACAUAGUAACUUCUAGAUGAUGACAAGUCUAGUCAUGAAUGAUAUGCUUAUGUGACUAAAGCAUAAUAGAAUAAAUUUAUGUGAUGCUAAUAGAAAAGUACUAUCAUGUGGAACAAAUUACAAAAUUCAUCAUCUUUGGCAGACUUAAAAACAUGAUAAGAUUUUUGGGAUUAGAAAAUGAUUGUGCAAUUGUUACUCCAGUGGUCGUAGUAGAUUCGUGGAUCAUAGAGAGUGCACUGUGUUGGAUAUAGUGUGGUGUAGUGUUUGUGAUACAUUCCUUAUAUCACAAGGUGGCAGCAAUUAUUGUUCUUAGCCCUCCAUAGCUGAUAAUCAGUUGUGUGCUCUUUUGUAGCCAGGCUUUUCACAUUUUUUUUUUAAGGAUUGUUUGGCACAGUUAAAAGAAUAAAUGUAAAGGGGUGUAUAGAAGCAUAAGAUUAUUUGAAAUAUCAAAAAAGGAAAAAGGUUUAAAAAUGUUGUGCUAGUGAAUGCAUGAUCAUUGCAUUCAUUUGUAAAUUGGUAUCAUUAGAGUAAUAUUUAUCUGUUUUACAUAUUUGCAGUAGAAGCUAGUGAGUAAUUUCAGAAUCAGUCCACUUGAAGAGCAGUGCUUUUUAAUGAUUUUCAGCAUGAAUUACUUAGCAAAUAUGUUACUUUAGAGCUGCAAACAUUGUAAGGCUGGCAAUUAGCAGGCAUAUUUAUGGGAAUGUAUGUAUACAUCCUAAAAAGUAAGAACUAUUUAAUUUGCCCAAUGAAAAUCAUCCAAUCAGUAUUUUAAUCUCUGACACAUCCAACUGCACGUGCAGUUGUAAAUAAUGCAUUGUUUGUCCACUGUACAGCCAGGCCUGAUUGUCCUAUCACAUAGUUUUCUUUAGUUAUAAGGUUUGGAUGCUAUAAACAGUGUGUAGAUUAGAAUGUUGAAGUUUUGAGGGAUUAUCACAUGGUGCUUGAAAUCCUUGGGAUUGGUCAUUUGAUAAUGUGGCUGAGGUUUAUGACUGGCAGAUGUCCCUGUCCCUGUUUUUCUGAACUAGUUUGCCACAAACAACAGAGAUGGCAAGCUAUGGGAGACUCGUGUACUUGCUCUGUCAGUGAUUAUUGUUUGCGCAAAAGAAGAGAAUCCAAAGUCGUAGAAAACUUAAAGAGCAGAAAACAAAUUGCAUAACUGCAGCCUUUCUGACAAAGACUGUUCUGCACUGUAACAAACAAACAAACUAUUGCUCUUUGUAGCAGCCAAGGGUCUAAAUAUGAUAUCUAAAAUUAAAAGAAAAAGAAAUAUUGAUAAUAGAUGAUCUCACUGUGAUCAUUAGUAUGUAAUUCCAAACUUAAUACUGCUGUCUUUGCAUAUCCCCAAAUAUUUGAUAUUGUAAUUUUUAUACAAUGCUGAACAUUUGGUAUUUGUAUUUACCUCGGGAAAGGUACUGUGGGAACUGGGUGAAAAGAAGUAUGCAUGAUAUCCAGUGUCUAGGAUUUGAAGUUCCCUGUGAUAUGUUGCCAGUUCAUGUGUUGUCUUUUUUUUCUUCUUCCUUCUUUCUUUCUGUUGGCUUUAUAUGUAGAAAAGACAGUUUGAGCAGCUACUGGUAUUUCUGUUUUUCUGUUGACUUUUUAUGUGGAAAAGACAGUAUUACCAACUACUGGUAUUUCUAAUGAAUUAGGAGCAGUGUUGUUAAUGUCCUUGUUAAAUAUUUUAAACACUUUGGUCUCUUAUGAAUUACUUUUUGUCAUUAUUUUUGUUUUGUUUUUGUCAUUAUUUUGAUUUUUUAAAUGUUUUUAUUCUGAUUGAAUUAUGUUUAUGACUACCUUUCAGAUUCUUUUUGCUGUCUUUAAUUUGUGAUGUAGGCCUCUGUUGUAUUACACCAAUAUGCUUAUGCUGAUCUGGUCACAAGGCCCAAGGCAAGAGCCCUAUGUUGUGGGUACUUAAUAAGGUUAGGCUAAAGAUUCUUCUAGAUAAGUUCUGUAUUCAUAGCUCUUGACAGUAAACUUUGGUUGUGCAAAGUAUAAAUUUAGGCGUGCUUGAAAACACUACUGAAUACUUGGAAAUUGCAUACUUUUUGGUCUGCCAUUUCAAAGCUGUGAUUAUCCCUCUGAAAAAAUAUAAAUGAUUUUUAUGCAUACUUUGCACAUUGGAUUUUCUGCAAGAGUGCAGGAUUUGGCUGUGUAUGUUUUAGGGGUAAGUUACUAAGUACAGUAAUGAUCGGCCACUUGCCUGAGGAAUUGUAUGGGGGUGUUUAUUAUAGAAAAUAAUUGCAGAAAAGUCCAGUAUUAAUCAAGGGAUUGUGAUAAGAAUGCAGGUCAAAGGGUGUAUUGGAAGUAAAAAAAAAAAUAUACUGUAUUUUUUUUUUUUUUUUUUUUAAUUAUCUUUUUUUUUUUUGUUGUGAACAUUCCAGCAGGUCUUGCCGAUAGGGAAAGAAAAGGAGAGUGGAGAGGAUGCUACCCUCUCUUGAUCUUGUGAAAGUAUAUUGAGUGAGGUAUUCAGUAGCACUUCACUGAGAGAGUUUUUUAUGUGCAAGAUUCUAUUUGUAUUUUUCUCUGUCAUUUGCGAUGGUCUUCCCUUGCCCUUGGUAUUUUUGCCCGUUUUCUUAGUCAGGUUAAACCUUGUGAACUUAGGGAAUAUAUUCCUUAAGGCUAUUGCGGUGAGGGCUUAGAAGUGAGAGGACUUAGAUUCAUUGACAUUGCUUACCCAUUACACAUACUGUAUACAUGAGUAUUCACAUGAUUGCCUAUAUAUAUACUAUCAAUUUGAGAAAGACACACAUGCACAUGUGCUGACACACACACAUGCAAACAUGGAAAUACACACAUGCACACAUUCUUUCUGUAUCUCUUUCUCUCUUUCUUCCUCCCUGCCCUCAGUCACAGUAGGUUCAUAGGUGGCAGUAAGUAGCAAUGUUAAAAGAUGUGUUGGCAUUUAAUUUUAGCAAGUCCCAUGCAUCAUUUACUUGAAAAAUUUUGGCACUGCAUUUAAGUUGGAUAGGUCUCUCCAUUAUUAAGUAUUGCUUUCCUUGUAUAAAUCUGUGUUGUGUUGUACAAGGAAAAGAACAUGUGUUGUUUAGGUCUACAGUAAGUGAAAGGUUAGUGCAAUUGAGUAAGGGAGAGAUUAAGUUAUUUAUGUAUUAUUCCUAGCUAGGCCUAGCAUUGAUGCUUGUGGUGUAUAAUAAGAGGAUAAGUGUUUAGCCUUAAUUGUAAUGUAAAAUGUAUGUAACUUAUACUGAUCAGUGACAAUUGUAAUUAGAAGAGGGCAAAUGCACUUAAGUAUCAAUAAAAUCUACAAAUACAGUUGUUUAUAAGAGGUAGAAUGUUUUACAGAAAUAUUUGUUUGAAUGUAUGAUUAUAUUGCAAGUUUGACUUUUCAAAAAACAGCUUUCAAGAACAUUUCAUGAUGAAUGUAAUUUUUCUUAAAUAUGUCCACUCUCACCAGCUUACUAUUUAUUUUUAUUAUACCAGUUGUAAGUGUAAUAUGAAUUUUUAAAUAAUUAUUAUGGUUAUUGUUUUUUUGUAACAGUUUUGUAAGAGGUAGAAUGUUUUACAGAAAUGUUGAUUGAAUAUAUAAUUAUAUUGCAAGUUUCAUGAUUCAGGAAACAGCUUCCAAGAACAUUUUGUGAUGGAAAAUAUAAUUCUUAAAUAUGUCCACUCUCUCCAUCUCACUAUUUCUUUUUAUUAUGAUAACCAGUUGUAAGUGUGAUAUGAUUUUUAAAAUUAUUAUUAUUUUUUAAUUAUUUAUUUAUCUAUUUUUUAACAGAUAUUGAAAUCAUUACUACUACUUUUCCUUCUUUUUCAUCAUAUUUUUUAUAUGGAUGUGGAACUUAUGCUGAAGUUAUGUGAGUUGAGAUCAGUGCCUUUCUUCAGCUGUCAAGUUACAUGUGUUCUAGCGUUGGUUACAAUAGAAGCAUUAGUGUCCAUUUUAAAGAUAAUCCAGAAAAAGGCAAAAUUGUCAUUAGAAGCUAGUGUACAUUGUUAGAUGUCAUAGCCUUAGAUGUAAGUAUUUUAUACAUUCAGCGUGUUUGAUUCUGCAUAUGUGGAAAUGUGUGACUGCAUGUGUGUGAAUGUAAGCAUGCUGUUGUGUCUGUGCCUGCAUAUAUGUUUGACUGUGUUGUUCAGUUUUUGUCUGUCUGCAUGCAGACUUAAUGUUGCAUAUGUAACAUAUAUGCUUGGACACGUAGUUCUUCUUUUAAAGUCACAAUAUUCAGAGCUUUAAUUUCUUUUCAAUAUUAGUACAGGAAUUAGGUAGUAGCAUCCAUGUGCAAAAUGUGAUCAUGGUAUUGAUUGUGUAAUGAUGGCUUCCCUCUAUUUUUGUUAUCAGUUUAUCAUAGAAGAUUAACUCUGUGAUAAACUUGUCUUGGUUAUUACUUUUUUCCCUCUUCAUUUCCAGAUCCAUAAGUCUACGUCUUCUUGACAUAGAUGAAUGGUCACUUAGUAUUUAGGUAAUGAUGUUAAAAGUGCAGCUAUAAGAUCUGAAACUAAUGAGAUUAGAAUGCUUUUCAUGAAGUAUUCUGUUUGUACUUUAAAUAGUAAGUCCCACUAUAUCACCAUUAUUUAAUAUCUUGCCACAGGCAGUACAAGUUUGUGAAGUAUUAGCUUGAACAAGCUUUGCUGCAGUGGCUUGAGUAAGUAAAUCAAGAAAUCUCGUCUUCUAAUAACACCUUAGCCUCUCUCCUUCCAGUUGUAGUCCAUAUUCUGUACAGCUAUAUUUUUUCACCAUACAUAGCAUAAAUAGAAGAGUGAAGGGGGGACAAGCAGCACAAGUCAUAGUAGGAUUAGGAAAAGUCCUCCUCUGCUGAUUAUGUUCUUGUGAGUUUGCUUGUGACUUGGACUUGCAUUAUGAAUGUUCUUAUGAUGUCUUGUUCACAAAGGUUUGUGGGUUUUCUCCAUUAUAGAUACACCUGGAAUGUAUGUAGAUUUUCACAUGGCAACUGAAAUAUGGAGUUUGAUUGAGAUAUGUUUUGUGUAUAUUUAGGUUGUACUGUACAUGUAGUGCAGUUUAUGUUACAACUUAAAAUUGUGCAAUCAAAUAUUGUAUUAGAUAUGAGGGAAAUAAUGAAAGUUCAGAAAUUUCAUCAGUCGCUUUCAUUGAAACUAUUUUAUUUGUUUUUCAUUUUAUUAUUUUUUGAAUAGUACAUUCUCGUGUGUAUAUAUAUUUUUACAGUACUUCAGCUCUUAUCCAGUAGGGAAAGGGUCGACAGUAAAUAUUCUACACAUAACCAUAUUAGCCAGUAUUUUAUUGUUGGGUCUUGUAAGUUCAGUCUAGUUCAGUCUUAAAUGGGGCCUUGAACAUUCCAUUUUUUGUUAAUGUGCUAGUUCAGAAUUUAUUACCAUUUUCUACUUUGUUUUUAUCAUUAUCUGUGUUCUAGGAAUAUCUGAUCUGGAUAUUUAGUCAUUUUGUAGCCAGGGACAAUUUAUAUUUUUAUUGUAGCUUUGUCUUCACAGGCACAAGAUAUGUAAUCUUCAAAAUCUCGUUAUAUUCCCGAUGAGGAUAUAAUAAUAAUAAUAAUAAUAAUAAUGAUAAACCAGUU